AUGAGGUUCAAGGCUACCUUCGAUUACAAGUGCGCCGAUUACGUCGGUACCCUGAUUGAGAAAACCUUUUGCGACUCCGCUGGCGCAGCGGGGCCCUCGCGGGGGGCCAACAAUAAAAGAAGAAAUAACAAUGCAGUGGGAGGCAACAUCUUCGGCAACAACGAUAACACUCCCGCGGUGCAGCAGACGAUCAUCGUGACGUUUGAUCUCCAGCGGAUGAUCAUCGUCCUCAGCGAGCGCACUGCCAACGACAUGUGGAACGUGGAGAUGAAGACAGACACGCUUUUUCAAGCCUUCGGGCCGCGGGGGCAAAAGUUGUAUCACUGCGAAUCCAUGCAGGAAAACACUAUCCACCUGUCGAUGCCCGUAUGCAUUGCAAAUAUUUGUCUGGGUCUGGAAGUAGACUGCCAUAUUGUUUGUCAUACCUGUCUGACGUGACAGACUAGACGAGACUCUGUGAUGGGUGGUGCGCACGAGAAAAUCUUGCAGCUUGUCAUGCAAAAACGUAGUUUCCGCAUGCCGUGCGGACGAGUACACAACUCAAAGCAGCCCAAAAGCUUAUCAUGAUGCUUGGCUUCGUAUCAUUGCAACGCGUCGUCCAUCAUGCGCUUUCUACCAGUACAGCUUUCGCUUUCCAGAGCCACACAUGUCUGCAUUUUGGAUAGCCCGCAGCGCAGUUCGCGGACGCCCUCAAAAAGCCGAGCAAAGAGGACGAGAUGCAGGUCGUGGAGCUGAAAUUGACCAAAGACCCGGAUCGGGGCAACAGCCCGGCCCUACUCGUGAAGAAAAAAACGCAGACGUGCGGGGUCGUAAACACGAUGAUCCCCUGUUUUGUCGUCCAGGAUAUCGACCGAGUGCCCACCAUUCCCGACGUGGACAACGACGAACUCGUGAAGGUCCACUUUGAGGCGGUGAAGGAGCUGAACCAGUCGCUGUCCGUGUACCAGAAACUACUUACGAAGUGCGACAAAAUCGAUUUCUUCGUCGAGAAGGAGCGAAGUUACCAACAAUUGAUCGUCACCGCAAUGUAUCAAAUGCAAAAGUGUCUGGCUCUGGAAGGUUGCAACUUGUCAUGCUAAAUCUGAAUCAUGCAAAAGAUCUGUGCUGCAUGAUUACCAACAGCCGUCCCUUUUAUACCAAGUCGAGCGGGAAUUUCUCAUGCAGGAUAGGCACGAUAGACAUCUCACAAAAUUUGUCAUGCUAGGUGCUGCACUCCAGACCUCAUGGGUCAUAGAAAACCUGCAUGACAAAUCUGGCAUCCUUCCAGACCCAGACACUUUUGCAUUUGAUACAAUGACGCCGCCCGACAGCGAUGUGGAAGUGAAGUCGUAUUUCAAAUUUCCGGUGGUAAACAGCGAAAACCUCGAGUCCGCGCGGGCGGUCUUGUCUUUGAAACGAUUCGUGCCGAUAUCCUGAGUAAAAACGUACCCACACCAGAGUUGUAAUGCAAAUCUGCAUGCCAAAAAAGUUUCUCAUGCUGAGCCCCAUGAAAGGCAUUUUCUAAUCGUGUUUUGCGAUUUGUGAUGCUAUAAUCAGCAUGAUAUGCUAGACCUGUGAUGCUGCUGAACUACCUAAACAGGAUUACAUUACAAAGACAAACUUGUCAUGCGAAACAGCCAAAGCUGGUUGAUUUGUCUAGCAGAUUUCCCAUCUUGACUCUGGUGUGGGUACGUUUUUGCUCAGGAUAGCCGAACCUGAAGAAACUCGCCCGGGUCAGCGAGGGCUACGGCCUGGAAUAUUGUAAGGAAAAAUCCCCCCUCCCCAUAUCGAGAAGGUAUGUUUCCGAAAAUUUGUGUUGCUGAUUUGAGACCACAAAUCACGUCUGUCUUGCAAGAAGGCAAGUGUAGAGGCUUCCGCGCCAUUAUGGAAGCGCUUUGGCAUGCUGUUGCGCCUAGGGGGCAGCCGUUUGUAAUGCUAAGCAACUAGACCCAAACGCCCCGACCUAGGCCGAAGAUCUGGCUGCGCUGCCUUACUGCAAGACAAAUCGGAUUUGUGUACGCAAAUCCAGCAUCCGAAGUUUCGUUUUGAUAUGGGGAGGGGGGAUUUUUCCUGUUGAUAUGGAAAGCAUUCUGUUCGCGGUCUGCAACCGGUUUGUCGUGGUGUAUGUCAUGCUUGCCGACAAUAUAGGGGUGCUCACCUGCUUCAAUUUAGGCUGUGCGGACGAGAUGAUCGGAGGGGCUGCGGGGGGAUGAUGCUGGAAGCACGGGGGCGUUUCGGGCCAAGAAUAAAGGCUGUUGUGCUACCGACACAGUGUCCUUUGCCAGGAAAGCAUAAAGUUAAAGUUAUAAGGAGUUCUCGUUGCACUCGCUGCUCGAUUCCGACAACUGUUGGCAAAUCUUUCUUCAUUCCGUUCGCAUCUCACGAACGAGAAGCGAAUAUAGCAU
This is a messenger RNA of Amoebophrya sp. A120, 2384 nucleotides long. NCBI's taxonomy places the organism in Eukaryota, Dinophyceae, Syndiniales, Amoebophryaceae. The record is from the annotation of a GenBank genome assembly.